Fusarium venenatum is the source of this 405-nucleotide messenger RNA. Its product is annotated as CENP-S associating centromere protein X-domain-containing protein. NCBI's taxonomy places the organism in Eukaryota, Fungi, Ascomycota, Sordariomycetes, Hypocreales, Nectriaceae. Gene Ontology annotation, biological process: kinetochore assembly; resolution of meiotic recombination intermediates; replication fork processing. The record is from RefSeq and is a predicted model, not a curated record. Gene Ontology annotation, cellular component: FANCM-MHF complex.
AUGCCUCCUAAACAAACAUCUAAAACUGGCCGAGGUCAACCCAAAGCUACCACUAAAAAAUCAGCCAAGGCUUCUGAACCUGAACCUGAGCCGCAGUCGAGCAAUCCAUUCGAGAUAUCCGAUGACGACAAUGAUCAAGCUGGGCCCUCAACACGCGAGGUCCAGGCGGUUGAGGAAGAAGAGCCUGACAAGACGAUCCCGGCGGAGCUUCUGACACGGCUAUUACACGAAUUCUUUUCGAAAGAUGCAACGCGGAUAUCGAGAGAUGCCAACGCUGCAGCGGGCAAGUACUUCGACGUGUUUGUAAGAGAAGCGAUUGCACGCGCUGCUGUCGAGAAGGAUGUUGGGUUUCUAGAAGUUGAGGAUCUGGAAAAGAUCUCGCCUCAGUUGCUGCUGGACCUAUGA